Phyllostomus discolor (pale spear-nosed bat) is the source of this 1414-nucleotide messenger RNA. RefSeq names its product calcium binding protein, spermatid associated 1 (gene CABS1). The record is from RefSeq and is a predicted model, not a curated record. Gene Ontology annotation, biological process: spermatogenesis. Gene Ontology annotation, molecular function: calcium ion binding. The transcript has a single exon. The coding region runs from base 135 to 1274 and encodes 379 amino acids. NCBI's taxonomy places the organism in Eukaryota, Metazoa, Chordata, Mammalia, Chiroptera, Phyllostomidae.
AAGGGAAGCCAGUGCCAUUGGCCCUGUGGCUGAUGUAACAAUCACUAUGAUGACCAGUGCCUCAGUCACUAUAAUAAAUACCACUCUCCUGCCGAGAGACACCACUGGGCCCAGAGAAAGACCUGUGAUUGUGCAUGGUGCCGCUUUGUCUCAUGGCUGAAGAUGGUUUGCCAAAAAUUUAUUCUCAACCUCCAACGGAAAGCAGUAAAACAACACCUGAAGCAACCAUUCCCUUUGAGACUGACAACACUAUUCCUCGAUCAGAAACAACUAUUUCUUCAGAAGGAGACCACAUUAUUUCCAUAAGUGACUACAUGCUAGAAAGUGAUUUUUCAACAACUACGGGCAACAAGCUUUCCUCUCCAAAGGAAAGACUAAAUUCAGAAGGUAAUGUGGAAUCCCACAUUAAGUCAUCAACCCAUCUGGAAAAAGAAGUUACCACUCUGACAGGUGCCCCACUCUCCACGGCUAAUGACUCUAUUACUGAAAAUUUCAUUGCAGUGAAAAUCAGUGAUUUCUCAUCUCCAGUCACUUCUGUUUCUUUAAUAGAUUUUCCUACUAACAUGUCAAAAGAAGAUAUUUUCUUGGAUGCAACUGAGCCAGGAGAUAAAGGUGUGUCAAUAACUUCUGAAGUCUCUGGCUCACUAAAGAAAAGCACCGCUGAAGUUACUGACACCUCUGUCCUUUCAGUUAAGAAGGGUGGACUUGACCUUAAUAAUUAUAGCUCCUCAGUUAAACCUGACGUCACUACUGAUGAGGCUAUCCACAUCACUGACUCCUCUAUUCCUAAGACUGAAGGUUCUCUCACUGCUGAAAAAAACUUCACAACUAUUACAGACAUAGCUGCCCUUACAGAAGAGAAAAUAACUGAGGUUGACUUACUUCUUCCAGAAGAUGACCCCAAUGCUGUGUCUAAACUAACUGAUGCAGAUGAGGAAAAGCUCAUCACUGUGUUUGAACUUACUACCAUCAAAAGAGAUGAAGAUAAUGCAGAAGAUAUUCUGCUAACUGGUGAGGAGUCUAUGGAUGGACUCAACGUUUGGAUGGAGAAAGAUAUUGCCAAUGAAGCAGAGAACCAUCCUGUUUUGCUCACUGCUGUUGAAUCCAGGUAUGACUUUGUUAUUCCUAAAUCAGUAGAUAUGAACCUCAUGGAAGAUUCAUCUCCUAUGACAAAAGAAGAUUUGCCUGAAAACAGUAAAAUGGAAUUUGUAGCUAAGGCUACUGAGGCAUUCUCCAAAACUACCCCUGAUUUAGAUACCCCAAGCCAAAAUUAAGACACUUUUACAACUGAAAUGGGUGUCUUUAAACUCCUGAAAGAAGAACCAGAUGAGUUCCUGAUUUGAAAGCAACAAGAAGACACCACAUAGAAUUGUGCAGUAGCCUAGACAGCUAGUUUUAAUAUCUAAGAAGUUUG